This is a messenger RNA of Suillus fuscotomentosus, 810 nucleotides long. RefSeq lists its product as uncharacterized. Bases 1 to 810 code for a protein of 269 amino acids. The transcript is spliced from 3 exons. The record is from RefSeq and is a predicted model, not a curated record. NCBI's taxonomy places the organism in Eukaryota, Fungi, Basidiomycota, Agaricomycetes, Boletales, Suillaceae.
AUGAAGAGUUCAUUUUUCUGGUUGCUCGCUUUCUUGUCGAUGGAUUUCGCAAGGCUUGACUACGAACUCAACCGCAUUGCAUCUCGGCACAAGUUGCCCAUGCAGAAGGUGUUGGAGGAGUGGCUGGAGAGGCAGGAGAGCAGUGAUCCUGAGAGUUGGAGGCAGUUGGAUGGGAUACCCUGCAUCAUGGGUGGUUUGACCGCACUGUGCGGCAGACUCGAUGGGCAAGGGGGAAACUUUCCUUGGAAGACCCUGCCCACCCUUCUGGAGAAACAUGGCUUCGUCCUCCACAACUAUCCUGAAAACACUCUCAUGCCUGGUGAGAGACACAACACGCUCAGAAAGAGCAAGGGGAUCCAUGACUUAACUCUUUGCGAACGUGGUGUACUUGCGGAUGCCCUUAAAGAUGAUUUCGCUGAUUCUCACAUCGAUUGGAACGGACAUCGUCGUCUCAGGCUACACAACACUUCUCCUGCGCCUUCUCGUCCCCAUCCUCGUCCUGGUCCUUCUCGUCAUCUUAUCACACUGCACGAGACUUCUCCUGUGCCUUAUAAUCCCGUCCCUUCUCGUCGUCGCAAACUCCACAUGUUCGUGGAGGUUCCUCUCCCUCCACCCUCCUGGAGGUUGCUUGCCGCACAGCAAGCUGCCGCAGCAGACGAUAUGAUGCAGCAACCUUCCUCACCCGUUUCUGUGAGUAGAGCUGACACCAGGGAGCUCAUUCCGGCCAUAGUCUGCCUUACUCAGAAUUCAACAAUGACAGAUGGCGCUGUCGAUGAAUUCGAUGGGCUUGUUGGGUCGCAAGAGAAUUAA